AUGUCGAAUACAAAUCAAAAUCAAUCCGAAAUCGAUGAAAAUUCUAAUUUACAACAACAAGAAAAUUUAAUUUUUCAACAAAGAACAAUAUCAAAUAAUCUUAAUCCUCGUAUUCGAGAACGUCAAUCAUCUGUUCUAUUUAGAAUAUUAAUGAUUUAUUUCAUUACAUUAUUUUUUCGUCGACCAACAACAGUUCAUUCAAUAGUAAAUAGAAGAUUAUCAAUUAAUAAUCCAUCAAUUUCUAAUACUGUUUCUAUGCGUGAAAAUCUUUAUACAACUAGUGAUUCACUCACAUCAGAAGGAACAUAUAUGAAAUUUAUUGAAUUUCCUAUUUCAGAAAAUAUAAAAAAUAAUGGUUCUGGAAAAAAAGCUGAUGAUAAUGUCGUCGAACCUUUAUCACAUUGGCAUUCGAAUAUUACAAUUGAUUUACUCGAUGAUCAAUCAUUAUAA
This is a messenger RNA of Rotaria sordida, 450 nucleotides long. Lineage: Eukaryota; Metazoa; Rotifera; Eurotatoria; Philodinida; Philodinidae. The record is from the annotation of a GenBank genome assembly.